AUGGUUAAGCUCCACAGCGCUCCUCCCUUCCGUGCAGAGCACAUGGGAUCAUUGCUGCGCCCGGAUAAUCUUCUUGAAGUGCGGGCAAAGAUUCGUGACACCGGUAUAUCCGAAGAGGAAGCUGGUCUGCCUGCUGUCGAACGCCAGGCUGUCGCAGAUGUUGUGAAGAUGCAGACUGAUCUAGGCCUGAAAGCAGUCACAUCAGGCGAAUAUAACCGCACCAGGUUUUGGGGACUCACAUUUGAUGAGUUUGGAGGAACCAUCCGCUUGCAAGAUGCCGAUGCCUCAAUGUUCCGUCUGUAUCACCCAGAUGUCGUGAGUCUUAUUGAGAAAGACCGCAAGGUUAUGCCUGGUGAUUCGGUCAUUGCCGGAUCUAAGCUAUUCUGGAGCCCGGAACGGUCCGUGUCGAAUCUGCAUGAGCUGAAGCUAGUGCAGCAAGCUCUGCCAGAGACUGAGUGGAGCAACAUCAAGUUGACUAUGAUCACACCUGCCUGGUUCCACAUGCGCUACAAACAAGGCAAGGCCUACACCCCUGAAGCCUAUGCAAAUGACCGUGAAUACUUCCAGGGCGUAGCUCAGGUUUAUAAGGCCGAGUUGCAGGCUUUGUAUAAUGCCGGCUUGCGCAAUGUGCAGUGGGAUGACCCGGGCAUGGCAUACUUCUGCUCCAAAGCGUUCCGCCAAGGAUGGGAAGAGGAUAAGGACAACAUUGGUACGGUCGAAGACUUGCUUGAUGCCUACAUCCAACUCUACAAUGACUGCGUCAGCGAAAUCCCCGCGGACAUGCACACGGGAAUUCACCUGUGUCGCGGAAACUUCAUCGGCGGUCGCCACUUCGCCGAGGGAUCGUAUGAUAUCAUCGCCAAAAAGUUGUUUGAGAACCUCAAUGUCAACACAUUCUAUCUUGAAUACGACACUGAGCGGGCUGGUGGUUUCGAGCCCCUCAAGUUCCUUCCCAAAAACAAGAACGUCGUCGUUGGUGUGAUCAGCACCAAGCUCCGUGAGCUGGAGAACAAGGAUGCCAUCAAGGAGCGUAUCUACCAGGCCGUUGAUUUUGUUGCAGCUGGUAGCGGCGAAACCCGUGAAGAGGCGCUCAAGCGCGUUUGUGUUAGUCCCCAGUGUGGUUUCAGUACUCACGAGAGUGGGUACCCUCUUUCUUUCGAGGACCAGAAGAACAAGCUGUGCCUGGUCCGCCAGGUCGCGGAUGAGAUCUGGGGCGAGCCAUAA
This is a messenger RNA of Penicillium odoratum, 1224 nucleotides long. RefSeq names its product cobalamin-independent methionine synthase II family protein. NCBI's taxonomy places the organism in Eukaryota, Fungi, Ascomycota, Eurotiomycetes, Eurotiales, Aspergillaceae. The transcript has a single exon. The coding region runs from base 1 to 1224 and encodes 407 amino acids. The record is from RefSeq and is a predicted model, not a curated record. Gene Ontology annotation, molecular function: 5-methyltetrahydropteroyltriglutamate-homocysteine S-methyltransferase activity; zinc ion binding.